CGCCAGCCAUCCCUUCCGCGUCUCGCUCCGCCGCGUUUCCCGCUGCUGCCCUUAUCCUCCAGUGACGAGGUGACGGCGGUAGCUCUCGCUAUUAUCCACCUCUCUCCUACCGUUUUCACGUAAGAGUUUGUAAUCAUUACUCGUUACAUUCCUCUGCGCUUUCGUUACUAGUGUCUGAUUCAAGUGCUUCAGUGAUCGCCGAAAAUGGUGUUCAAGGGGAAGCCGACCUUCGAUGUAACACCGCCGGACGAUUUCGACCCGAGUAACCCGUACGCGGAUCCGGUGGCGAUGCUGGAGCAUCGCGAAUGGCUGGUUCGCGAAAAGAUGGUCGCGAUUGAGCGUGCGAAGUUGCUUCGCGAACAGCUGAAGCAGUGUUACCGCACGGAAGGGGUGAAUCAUAUUAAGAACUGCAGCGGCUUAGUUGAGAAAUACCUGUCGUCGAUUAAGAACGUCGGGUGGGGUAAGGACACGCGGAUCCACAAGCUCUACAGCGAUACCGCGGAGCAGAGCUGAUCUUGUAACGGGACAACCUUAUAACGAGUCUAUGUUGCGAUACGGCCCGAACUACGUACAAAAUAUUAAAUGGAUUUGCUGGUACUGGUAUUAUUCGCUUAUGCUUGACAUUUGCACGCACAUGAUUUCCUCCAGACCUGUUUGUCUUUCCGUCUUGAAACCAAACUGUUAUUGAUUGAUCUAUAGGCCUCUUGAACUGCAAUGCCUCUCAGACUCCUCGGGAUUAUCACGUUCCUCUACAGGCCGCAUUACAGCAAUUGAAGGUGCUGGGAGAAUAGUCUAUUGGAGGUGGGGCUGGAUAGCAAGCAAAACCCCACAUUUGGUACUAGUAAAGGGGUCGUUUACCUGGUCUGGCAAAUCAAGCCUGCUCCUGAAGUUUUGUCGCCACACAUGGCCUUCCCUGCUGCCCUGUUGAAAUAUGAUGCUGCCAUUCAAUAAGUACUUCGGUUACUUAAGGUUCAUAUGUGUCACUAUUUGGGAAUUUCCCAUAAC
Closterium sp. NIES-67 is the source of this 1005-nucleotide messenger RNA. Lineage: Eukaryota; Viridiplantae; Streptophyta; Zygnematophyceae; Desmidiales; Closteriaceae. The record is from the annotation of a GenBank genome assembly.